This is a messenger RNA of Striga asiatica, 420 nucleotides long. The record is from the annotation of a GenBank genome assembly. Lineage: Eukaryota; Viridiplantae; Streptophyta; Magnoliopsida; Lamiales; Orobanchaceae.
AUGCAAGACUGCACACAUGGAGUUCGUCCUAGUGAACACCUGCCGGAGAAGACUACCACGUCGCCUCGUCGGUUGACUUCGUCGUCAGCCGUCUCCGUCGACCCCCGUAUCCUCGCCGGAAUCGAGAUGGGUGAUGAGGUUGUUGAGGAUGAAGCCGGCCAUGGAGACGCUAAAUGGAGCUCGUACAUCACGGAGAUCCAUCGUCCGUCAAUCGACGUCCUGUCCCUACCGAUCCCAGCACCCAAACACACACACACACACAUAUACAAGUUGUAUAUCUUAGUCGGCGGACUGAUUGGGCUUGUUGGCGACGACGGCGUGGAGGAAGGGGCUGGGUUCUACCGGGGCAUUCUGUGUCACAGCCAUCUCGAUGACGGGCUAUGGAGGCUCGGCGACUCAAAUCGUGGCAGCAGACCGUGA